GCGGGGCUGGCGGGUCGCGGCUAUGCUCGGCCGGUCGGGCUACCGGGCGCUGCCCCUGGGGGACUUCGACCGCUUCCAGCAGUCGAGCUUCGGCUUCCUGGGCGCGCAGAAGGGCUGCUUGUCCCCGGAGCGGGGCGCCGGGGGGCCGGGGGCCGAGGUGCCCCAGAGCUGGCCGUCCUGCCUCUGCCAUGGUGUCAUCAGUUUCCUGGGGUUCCUGCUGCUGCUGGUCACCUUCCCCGUCUCUGGUUGGUUUGCCCUGAAGAUCGUACCCACCUAUGAGAGGAUGAUCGUGUUCCGGCUGGGCCGGAUUCGCACCCCGCAGGGGCCGGGCAUGGUUCUGCUUCUGCCCUUUAUCGACUCGUUCCAGAGGGUGGAUCUGAGGACCCGAGCUUUCAACGUCCCCCCGUGCAAGUUGGCCUCUAAGGAUGGGGCUGUGCUGUCUGUGGGCGCCGAUGUCCAGUUCCGCAUCUGGGACCCCGUGCUGUCGGUGAUGACCGUGAAGGACCUCAACACGGCCACGCGCAUGACGGCCCAGAACGCCAUGACCAAGGCCCUGCUGAAGCGGCCCCUGCGGGAGAUCCAGAUGGAGAAGCUCAAGAUCAGCGACCAGCUCCUGCUGGAGAUCAACGACGUGACCAGGGCCUGGGGCCUGGAGGUGGACCGCGUGGAGCUGGCUGUGGAGGCGGUUCUGCAGCCGCCCCCCGACAGCCCGGCGGGGCCCAGCCUGGACAGCACCCUCCAGCAGCUGGCCCUGCACUUCCUGGGGGGCAGCCUGUCGCCGGGUGCAGGAGGCGCCCCUCCUCCAGGGCCAGAUACCUUGGAGCUGGUGAAUGAAGUGGAGCCGCCGGGGGCCGGGCCCAGCCCCACUCCACCACCGCCCGUGGCUGAGGGGCUGCUGUCCGCUCUGCGGCCCUUCCUGUCUGAGGCGCUGGUCAGCCAGGUCGGGGCCUGUUACCAGUUCAAUGUCAUCCUGCCCAGCGGCUCCCAGAGUGUCUAUUUCCUGGACCUCAGCACAGGGCAGGGCCGGGUGGGGUCGGGGGCACCCGAUGGCGUCCCCGACGUGGUGGUGGAGCUGGCCGAAGCUGACCUGCAGGCCUUGCUGCGCCGGGAGCUGCGGCCCCUGGGCGCCUACAUGAGCGGGCGGCUGAAGGUGAAGGGCGACCUUGCCUUGGCCAUGAAGCUGGAGGCAGUGCUCAGGGCCCUGAAGUAGCGGCCCCUCACCCAGCAUCAAGCCAGGGGGACACCGUGGAAGAGGUGGCACUGCACCGUGGAUCCUGGUUCCGGCCCAGGCCGUGAAUGGAGACCGGGAGAUUUGGCGGAGGCCGGGAGGCGCCGAGGCAGGCUGCUCUGCCCUUCCCACCGGCCGGGGUCCUCUGGACAAGCCUUGGCCAUCCCCGGGCCUUUGCAGAGG
Sorex fumeus (smoky shrew) is the source of this 1411-nucleotide messenger RNA. It is a transcript of the gene STOML1, whose product is annotated as stomatin like 1. The coding region runs from base 23 to 1210 and encodes 395 amino acids. Gene Ontology annotation, cellular component: plasma membrane. The transcript is spliced from 7 exons. Lineage: Eukaryota; Metazoa; Chordata; Mammalia; Eulipotyphla; Soricidae. The record is from RefSeq and is a predicted model, not a curated record.